Messenger RNA from Acomys russatus (golden spiny mouse), 1860 nucleotides. RefSeq names its product coiled-coil domain containing 17 (gene Ccdc17). The transcript has 12 exons. NCBI's taxonomy places the organism in Eukaryota, Metazoa, Chordata, Mammalia, Rodentia, Muridae. The record is from RefSeq and is a predicted model, not a curated record.
AUGGCCGGUUACUCUGGGAAGUCGGGGCUCCUAUCCUGUGAGUCCUGUGAUAUGGUUUUCCGCUCCUGGGCUUUGUUCGUCACCCACGCCCAGCGAUUCUGCAUUGGCCGACUGACUCCAGAGGUAACACUUGGAACACAACCUUCAGAAACCACGGAACAACGGGGCAGCACGGUAAUAAGGGUCACCUGUGGCCAGGGGUAGGGUUUUUCCAAUAAGAUUAUGGCACAAGAACAGAGCCUCUCAGAUCAGAAGUCCAGAAAAUCUGUGGUAAAGAGGUUGACAGAGGAGGAAAUAGGUUCCUGGGCGACUGAGGGUCCCACCUCCCAAACUGCUGGAAGCCCUGGUGACAGGCUGCUGGCGUUGCAGGGAACCCGCGCUAGGCGCCUGGCGGAGACAGAAGCACAAAGCCGGGCCCUGGACCGCUGCAGCGAAGAACUAAAACGGCGCCUCCUCGGAGUAGCAGGACCCAGGGGAGGAUUGUCCCGCCCAUUCGGCCUGGAGCGCGAACUCAGGGAGCUCAGGGCAGAGGCCGGUCGGACGCGGGGCGCGCUGCAAACCCUGGGAGCACAGAUCCUGGCGCUCCAGCACCAGCCUAGCAACCCGCAGGACGCCUGCAGGGAAGCUGAGUUGUGUUGCCUGCCACCACCUGCCAACCUGGGAAAGCUGGCCGCAGCAAUCCGGGCCCUACGGGAGGCCUACGUGCGCGGUGGAGGCCGGGACCCAGGAGUUCUGGACAAAAUAUGGCAGCUGCAAGUGGAGUCAUCAGCCCUGGAGUUGCGAAGGUCGCAGAACAGCGAUGAAAAAGCAAGUGCCACCUCUGAGGAGCUUCUAAUGGUGGAAGCCGAAAAUCGGCUCCUGGAGGCAGAAAUCCUGGCCCUGCAGAAGCAGAAGGACCUGAGCCUGGCGCCCAGGGGACCCACGGAUCUCUGGCGACGCAUGAGUAGAAGAAGCGAUAACUCCCUCCUUCCUCCACCUGUUGCACCCCCAAUGCCUCCACUUACCAGUUCCACAAAUGUCCAGAACUUCCAUGGCACUUCAAAGGCUCAGAUACUUAAUGGAACCAUGACAAGGCACUUAGGCCUGGAUCACCACUUCCUCCUACCAGCAUCUGAUGUUCUAGGCCCUGCAUCCUAUGAUCCUGGGGCUGGCCUUGUCAUUUUCUAUGACUUCCUAAGGGGCCUUGAGGCUUCUUGGAUUUGGGUGCAGCUAAUGACAAGCUUGGCCCGGGAUGGACAGGAUACAGGAGGGACCACAGCAUUGCCUCCAGCCCUUUGCUUGCCUGGACCUGUGGGCAACUGUGCCAUCCUUGCAAGCAGGCAGCCUGUGCCUAGGCUGCCUCCAUCACCACUGGUAUCUUUAAUCUGUGAGCUACAGGCCUGGCAGGGAGUUGCAUGGGGGCCACAACCAAAGGCUUGGGCCUCACUAUUGCUAUUUGACCAAGAUCAGCGGGUGCUUAGUGGCCGUUGGCGCCUCCCACUUCGGGUCCUUCCUCCUAAACCCAGCCUCAGCCUUGGGCAGCUGAAUGAGAUUCCACAGGCAGGCCAAGCUGAGCUCUUUCUGAGACUGGUGAAUGCAAGAGAUAAUGAUGUUCAGAAACUGGUAGAGAUCAACCCAACAAGUGCCCAUGAAUACCAGUACCCACCACUGGUAUCCAGUUCAUCUUCACUGGAAACUAGUUCGUUCCCCCACAAGUGUGGCUUUGCUGACCUCCCACCUACCAAAGAAGAGGCUUUUGUCAGUAACAAGGAUAAAGAUGAGCAUUUGAGCCCUUACCAGUUUUGACGCAAACACAUCAGAUUUCUGAGGCAUAAGGCCUAUUUCUACAAGACCUGCAGCUCUUCUAAUGAGGUCUGGAAG